Polyodon spathula (Mississippi paddlefish) is the source of this 2347-nucleotide messenger RNA. Its product is annotated as gamma-taxilin-like. Gene Ontology annotation, biological process: regulation of cell cycle. The coding region runs from base 38 to 1492 and encodes 484 amino acids. The record is from RefSeq and is a predicted model, not a curated record. The transcript is spliced from 10 exons. Lineage: Eukaryota; Metazoa; Chordata; Actinopteri; Acipenseriformes; Polyodontidae. Gene Ontology annotation, molecular function: syntaxin binding.
UGUACUUUUUUUUCUCGCUGUUUUAUUUCGUCACAUCAUGGCGACGCAGGUCCAGGAAUCAGCAACCAGGGUCGAUUUAAACACUGGAAAUAUUCAGUUCACAGACCGAUCAAUGGCGACCCCAGGAGUGUGUGGGAUUGAUGUACUGGUAAGCAGCUCCUGUAUAGAAGAUAUGGGUUCUCCCUGUGAUGAUGGAGCAGGAAGCCUCCUCCAGCAUGAGACAGAUUGCUGCACUAAGGAAUCCAGAGGAGAAACGCCCGGGAGAGAAGACUCUCGUAUAGAUCCUCCAGAUGGGCAGCAAGACCCAGAGGCUGACAAGAGCAAGGAAAAGAAAGGGCUAGGUAAAGAAGUACUGUUAUUGAUGCAGGCACUAAACACACUGGCAUCUCCUGAAGAGAAGCUUGCAGCCUUGUGUAAGAAAUAUGCAGAUCUUCUAGAGGCAAGUCGGACUGUACAAAAGCAGAUGAAGCUCCUCCAGAAGAAGCAGGCUCAGAUUGUGAAAGAGAAGAUCCACCUGCAGAGUGAACACAGCAAGUCCAUCCUGGCUCGCAGCAAGCUGGAGAGCCUCUGCAGAGAGCUGCAGCGACACAACAAGACCCUGAAGGAGGAAAAUAUGCAGCGGGCGCGUGAGGAUGAGGAAAGGCGCAAAGAGGCAACUGCACACUUCCAGAUGACACUGAAUGAAAUUCAAGCACAGAUGGAGCAGCAUAACAUCCACAACACUAAACUCCGUCAGGAGAAUGUUGAACUGGCAGAGAAGCUGAAGAAACUCAUUGAACAGUAUGAUCUGCGGGAGGAGCACAUUGACAAGGUGUUCAAGCACAAGGAGCUCCAGCAGCAGUUGGUCGAUGCAAAGCUUCAGAGAACCACUGAACUCAUGAUGGAGGCAGAGCACAAACAUCAGCAGGAGAGAGACUUUCUUUUAAAAGAAGCAACUGAGUCGAGGCACAUGUGUGAGUUGAUGAAAGAGCAGGAGUCCCAACUCAAACAACAGCUUUCUCUGUAUAUGGAUAAGUUUGAGGAGUUUCAGACCACUCUUGCAAAGAGCAAUGAGGUGUUCACUACCUUCAGGCAAGAAAUGGAAAAGAUGACAAAGAAAAUCAAGAAGCUGGAAAAGGAGACUACUGUUUGGCGUACCAAAUGGGAAAACAAUAAUACAGCUCUCCUGCAGAUGGCAGAAGAGAAAACGGUACGGGAUAAGGAUUACAAAGCCCUUCAACUAAAGCUGGAGCGCCUGGAGAAGCUGUGCAGGGCUAUGCAGAGGGAGAGGAACGAUCUGAACAAAAAGAUGAAAGUCCUUCAGGGGCAGAUGUCUGAAGGGACUGGACCAACAGAGCCUGCCAUGGAGGCACCCUCCAGCACAGAACAGCUUGACGAGGAGGAGACUGUGGACUCAGCCAGUGAGGACAUGGGCACCCAACCAGACACAGGUGUUGCUAACCAGCCAGGGUGCAUUGAUGCUGAAGGCACUCAGCCACAUCAGCUGAUGUGAACUGAGAAAAGGGCUAAAUGUGUGUUGUGGAGGUAUAUAUUUUUGUGUAUUAAUAAUAAUAAUAAUAAAUUUGCUCUGUACUUGAUAAUUAUUGGCUUUGUGGUGAGGAUUUCUUACUUCGUUUUUCUACCACAUCUGUAUUUUCUUAGAAAAUAUAGAAUUUCAUGUGGUUCAAAAUAGCUGUAACUUGCAGCGUUCAUAAGUCAAAUUACUUUAUACAUUUUUCACAACUUUUGCGCACAUCUGCCUCAUUUGUAUUGCCUUGAUUUGAAUUCCCUCGUCUGCAACACCAAUACCACAGUCUGAUAUUUGUGGACAUCAGCAUUUCAGAGGAAACCGAAUUUUAUAGGGUACUUACACAGGGCUACAUUUCUUUGCAAUUGUAAGACAAGUGAAUUAUCUUGAGUUUACUUGAGUCAUUAGCAGUUUUCAGUUGAGAAACUUGCAGUGUAAACAUGGUGUUGAACACAUGCAAGUUACCUGAUUAGAAUGUUCUAUGUUGCAUUCUUCAAAGCCAGUAAGUAGUAUAAUAGUUAAGAUAGACCCCAAGCCCUUGCCACAUGCAAUCUUUCUUGAAGAAAUAAAUGCAAUGUUCUGGUUGAAGUUUACAUAUAGCAAGGUAACAGAGAAGGGUUUGAAGACAUUUCAGACUAGGCUAAAGGGCAGAAAAUAUGGUGCUACAUGUAGCAGUCAACUGGUAUUUUCUAUGAAAUAUUUAACCUAAAUUGGCAAAGAAAAUAUCCUGUUUCUGUGAAUCAAAUGUUACCUCUGCUUCCCAGCUGUCAUUCCCAUUCUUUAUUUCACAAGCUUGUCCUUUUAGUAUGAACUUUAUUUAAUUUAUAUUUUAACUUUAAU